AUGGGCUUUCCAAAAUGUGGUCUACUCUCAGUGAAUUUAGGAUCAUUUUGGUUGUAUCAAAUAACACAAGAGACUGGAGCUGAGGAAGAGACAGAAGCAAUGGAUGAAGGGACGGGAGCGGAGGAGGAGACUGAAGCAAAGGAAGAGACUGAAGAAAAGGAUGAGACUGAGGCGAAGGAUGAGACUGAGGCAAAGGACGAGACUGAAGCGAAGGAUGAGACUGAAGCGAAGGAUGAGACUGAAGAGAAGAAAGAACUCGAAUCAGAUGAGGAAGAGACUGAAGCAGGGAGAGCGACCAAAGUAGGAGAAGAGACCGAAGAGAAGGAAGAGACUGAAGUAAAAGAGACCGAAGAGAAUGAAGAGACCGAAGAGAAGGAACAGACUGAAGAGAAGGAAGAGACUGAAGCAAAGGAAGAGACCGAAGAGAAAGAAAAGACUGAAACGAUUGAAGAGGCAAGGCAGAUUAAACAGGCGGGAAAUGUUAACAAAACUCAGAAUGAAAGGCCACCUAGGUUGUAUCACCAUAAUUUCUUUAAGUGCAUAUGGAUUAUUGAAUAUUUGAUAGGGGAUGGUAGAGAUGGCAUAUUUGAUGUGGGGGGGUGUGUGCCUGCCUUCAUUUUUAGUUCAAAUCUUCCAAUUUUUUGGCAAUCUUAUCAUGACUUUUAG
Messenger RNA from Eurytemora carolleeae, 666 nucleotides. Its product is annotated as VID27-like protein. The record is from RefSeq and is a predicted model, not a curated record. Lineage: Eukaryota; Metazoa; Arthropoda; Copepoda; Calanoida; Temoridae. The transcript is spliced from 2 exons. Bases 1 to 666 code for a protein of 221 amino acids.